Messenger RNA from Paraglomus occultum, 477 nucleotides. The record is from the annotation of a GenBank genome assembly. Lineage: Eukaryota; Fungi; Glomeromycota; Glomeromycetes; Paraglomerales; Paraglomeraceae.
AUGGAUCCUGAUCUCGUUUGGUUAGCAAUACUGUUUGCUGUUUGGAUGUUAAAGAAUGCGUCUCGCAAUGGGGUACAACUCUCGGCUGAACGAAACAAUCUCACCAACUUGAAUUCAUUCAAGUAUUCGGGAAUUGCCAAUAGAAAGGCAAUUGGUGUUACGGAAGCACGCGAAGGAAAAGGUGUCGUAGUAAGCACAAAAAAAACCAAAGUAUCCGAACGCAAACCUGCCGAUAAGAUCCAUACAGUCACUUUGAGGAGAGGAGUAAGACGUGCUGCCAAGAGUGUUACUAACUCUUUGACGCGAUCUUACUAUCGCCCUGAUUUGCAAAAAGAAACAUUAGCUCGUAUUUCUGCUAUUUACGAGUCCCAAAAACCAAUCAAGUCUCAUCCAGCAAAGGAGGGUCGUCGCCAUACAAAGGGACGUUCUCAACCGGAGGAAAUCUCUCAACCGGAGGAAGUCUCUCAACAAGUAUAA